Molecule: messenger RNA, 1090 nt
Organism: Periophthalmus magnuspinnatus
Lineage: Eukaryota; Metazoa; Chordata; Actinopteri; Gobiiformes; Gobiidae
Gene: msrab
Product: methionine sulfoxide reductase Ab
Exons: 7
Coding region: 115-768 (217 amino acids)
Biological process (GO): cellular response to oxidative stress
Cellular component (GO): cytoplasm
Molecular function (GO): peptide-methionine (S)-S-oxide reductase activity
Source: RefSeq, a predicted model, not a curated record
AGAGAGCGGAGCGCACUGUGGAUAAGACUGAGGCUGUGCGUCAGUCCGAGGCUGGUGCUGAGAGCGCUGUGGCUCGUGCUGUGUCUUCCUCUGUGUCCUCCUCUGUCCUCUCACAUGUCCCAGACCAGCGAGCUGCCCGCUCCGGGGCGCGCUCUGAAGGGGAGAGCCCAGAGCAUGGUGGUGACAGACAAACAUGUGGUCAUCGGGAACCCUACAGUGAAGCCCUUCCCUCCAGGCCUGCAAACCAUCAUGUUCGGCAUGGGCUGCUUCUGGGGAGCGGAGCGUCUGUUCUGGCGUCUGCCUGGGGUCUUCUCCACCCAGGUGGGAUACGCUGGAGGAUUCACCCCCAACCCAUUCUAUGAAGAGGUCCGCACAGGUUUGACGGGGCAUGCGGAGGUGGUCCGUGUGGUCUUCUCUCCCAGUGAUAUCAGCCUGGAGAUGCUGCUCAAGCACUUCUGGGAGAACCAUGAUCCAACACAAGGGAUGAAGCAGUACGAGGACGUCGGCACUCAGUAUCGCUCCACGAUCUACACGUCCAGCCCAAAGCAACAGCAGGUGGCGCUGGAGAGCAAGGAGGCCUAUCAGCAGGAGCUGUCUGCGAAGGGCUUGGGCUGCAUCACCACUGAGAUCUCAGAGGUCACACAGUUCUACUAUGCAGAGGACUACCACCAGCAGUACCUCCGCAAAGUCCCCAAAGGCUACUGUGCUCUGAAGGGGACCGGGGUCAGCUGUCCCUUGGGGGCCCAGGACCAGCACGGCGAGCUGUAGGCUGCUCUCUGCGCCUCAGUGUACUACACAGCUAUGUAAAGUGUUCCUGCCAAAUAAGUCCCCAGGGAGCGGGUGCUCCUUAAGAAGGUUCCGGGGCAGACAACUGUGCACCUCUGUUAAACCACAGGCUAAAAAUCUCACCUUCAAGUAAUCCACAUAUUGUUUGAAUGCACAUAAUUGGGCAUUAAAUAGAACAUUUGAAUACAUUUUAUGAGUAGAUUGUGGUCGUCCAGAGGAAAUAUUAUUUGCAGACCACUGUAUAAACUAUGCUGUACUGUGAUUGUGAACAGCUGCCUUCAUUUUAUAUUAAAGUGCUGUGUGU